GGUGAUAAUCACUAAGAAAGUAAAUUGAAGAUGAAUCCUAAAAUCAGCCUGGUAUUCUGUGUCUUGGUUUCUGUUGCCACUGCAUUAUAUAAUGCCCCGGGCACACGACAUGGUUUAAGAAAUGGCGGAUGGGGUGGUAAUACCUGGCCUGGAUCCAAUAUUCAUCCUAGCUUACUGAAACAAGAUAUUUUCGGAAACGAUGGUAUCCAACAUUAUCCCGGAAGUAAUCAUUUCCCAAACAACCUGAAUUCCUGGGGAUCCCGAAGAAAUCCUUGGUCUGGUUCAUCCAACUCUUUCUAUCCAAGAGAUACUAUUAGAACACAUCGUCUUAACGGCAGAAGAUACAAGAGAUCUUUGUACAGAUCACCCUACUCUAACUCAGGAAAACAAUUUGGUUUAAACAGAGAUUCGCAUUUCAACCAACAGCAACUUCUUAACAACCAACAUCUCCUUGACAACCAACAGAUAAUUGGUAAUCGACAUAUCCUUGGUAACCAGCAGUUGCUAAACAACCAACAUCUCCUUGACAACCAACAGAUCAUUGGUAACCGACAUAUCCUUGGUAACCAACAGUGGCUUAACAACCAACAUCUUCUUGAUAACCAACAUCUGUUAGGUAACCAACAGCCAUGGGAUCUCCAAAAUAACCAGCAAUUUUUUGGAAACCAACAGAUUGGAGGUGGAAUCCGAAAUACCUUCCCUCGUAGAAGAUAUUAAGUAAUAACCAAACUCAGGAAAAAUUACGUGCAAUAUACCAAAAUAAGUGCAAUAAAUAAUUUUCUUUUGUACU
Messenger RNA from Lottia gigantea (owl limpet), 790 nucleotides. RefSeq lists its product as hypothetical. The transcript is spliced from 6 exons. NCBI's taxonomy places the organism in Eukaryota, Metazoa, Mollusca, Gastropoda, Lottiidae. The coding region runs from base 31 to 717 and encodes 228 amino acids. The record is from RefSeq and is a predicted model, not a curated record.